This is a messenger RNA of Trifolium pratense (red clover), 1209 nucleotides long. Its product is annotated as putative F-box/FBD/LRR-repeat protein At5g22670. The record is from RefSeq and is a predicted model, not a curated record. Lineage: Eukaryota; Viridiplantae; Streptophyta; Magnoliopsida; Fabales; Fabaceae. Gene Ontology annotation, molecular function: protein binding. The transcript is spliced from 3 exons. The coding region runs from base 1 to 1209 and encodes 402 amino acids.
AUGGAUGAUGAUCGAAUAAGCUCCUUACCAAAUGAUAUUUUAUAUCACAUUUUGUCGUUUCUCCCAACCGAAGAUGCUUUUACGAGUAGUCUUCUUUCAAAGAGAUGGAGUUCACUAUGGCUAUCAGUUCUCAAUCUCAACCUUAACGAUGAAGUAAAUGGUAAACCUGUUUCAUACUUUCCCAACCUUGUACAUACAGCCAUUUUCAAACGAAAUUCUGAUCAACCUAUAAAAAAACUUUGCUUAACGAUCAAGCAAGCACCGGAGAUAUAUGAUAUCGAGAAAUGGUUAAAUGGUGCAGCAGAACGAAAAUUGGGGCAUCUUGAAAUCCAAUUGUUCAACAUCAUUCCCCAUAAGCUGCUUUGUUGCAUUUUUAGUUUAAGAAACCUUGUGGUUCUCAAACUAACAAAAGUUUUGUUAUCUACUUUUUCUCAUUCUGAUUUACCCUCACUCAAAACACUACAUUUAAAGGAUGUUGAUUUUCGUCAACGUUGGUUUUAUUUUGAACUUCUUAAUGGUUGUCCAAUUCUUGAAGAUUUCGAAGCUAAUGGUAUAACUUUGGGGAACUUAUUAUCAUCUUCCCCCGCCGAUCGAGUGCGUAAAUGCUUACCCAAGUUGGUUAGGGCAAGCUUUUCAAACAUAUCAAAUUAUCCUUUCCAACCCUUUUGCAGUGUUCAAUCUCUUCACUUCGAAGAGGUGAAAGGCUGUAAUGAUUUGUUUCCUAUUUUUGAUAAUUUGACCCAAUUGGAGCUUUCUUUGGAUUAUAGUUGGAAAUUUAUAGUAAAAGUUCUCAACAACUGCCCUAAUCUUCAAAAGCUCGACCUUGAUAAGGUUAGUGAAAGCAAGGUAUUAUGGACUGAAAACGAUGUCAGCGAAAACUGGGUGGACACAAAUUUUGUUCCGCGAUGCCUUUCAUUGCACCUUGAAAGUUGUAAUCUUUACAACUUCUUUAGUGGUCUAAAAGGUGAGCUUAUGCUAGCAAGGUAUAUCUUGGAGAAUGCCAAAGUUUUACAGACCAUGAGAGUUUGGAACAGAGCUAGAGCACAGCGCAAAAUAAAAAGUGAAUUAUUGUCAUGCCCACGGGCCUCUGCAACAUGUGAAAUUGUGGUGAAAAAUGCGACUCAGAGGACUUAUGUUCGCAAGUUGGACACCACUAAGCCUAAGAGGGAAAUUAUUAAGCCAUUUUGGCAUAAGGAUUAUAUUUUCUAG